Kazachstania africana CBS 2517 is the source of this 1056-nucleotide messenger RNA. RefSeq names its product RNA methyltransferase. Lineage: Eukaryota; Fungi; Ascomycota; Saccharomycetes; Saccharomycetales; Saccharomycetaceae. The coding region runs from base 1 to 1056 and encodes 351 amino acids. The record is from RefSeq and is a predicted model, not a curated record. The transcript has a single exon.
AUGGCUAUUAAUAAGGUAGUAAACUCCAAGAAAGUGAAGAAAGAUGAUUUGAAAAUUAAAAAACCGAACUUACCUUUAAAGAAGAGCAAGAAACCGAUUAAAGUUUUAUCAAAGAGUAUCAACUAUUCUUUAUGUAUACCUACGAGUAUUUUAAAUUCAUGUUCCAAUUUAGACCAGAUAACGCAUACGCUGUACCAGAUCGCCAAGGCUGCUACUCUUUUCAACGUUGCAGAGAUCGUGAUACUCGAUCAAGGGAGCAGAAAUAGUGAAUCCAAGAUCACCGAUUCGAUGUUGAUGGCAUCACUUUUACAGUAUUUCGUCACACCUCCAUAUUUGAUAAAAUCUGUGUUUAAGAAGCAAUAUUUAGGGUAUUUCAAGAUUGCGUCGAAGUUACCAAGAAUAUUGAACCUCCCCUUCAUGAGAUACUUGGAAGCAAAUGAAGGCCGUUACAGAGAAGGCCUUUCUAUUAGAAUGACACAUCCUGACGCUAAGAAAGAGUUUAAACAGACAAAAUACAUAAAUAUCGGUAAAGCAGAGACCUUGGAACUGAAAUCUCAAUUGGUUCCAACAAACGUUAGAGUCACCGUAGACAUCGUAGAAAAGAAAGUCGUGUCGCCAAUAGAAGCUUACGGUGAUUUUGUCGGUGCAAAUUCGUCCUAUGGGUACCAUGUCAGAAUAGCAAAAUCCUUUGGAGAUAUUUUCACUGAAUCUGCAUUCUCUAAAGGCUACUCCCAGGCCAUUUGGAUCAAUAGCGGUGACUAUUACUACAAUGAAAAUCUGAAGAAAUACCAUAAAGUAGAAACAAAAGUGUCACAAAUCGAGAAAAUCAUCAGAUCAGACUCCAAUGAAGAGCCGGCAAACGUAUUACUCGUAUGCGGCAAAUGGGACCACAUCAAGACCUCAUUCAACAAGUGUAAAGACCAAUUUGACGGUUGUGACGGUGCUCAUCAAUUCUUCGACGGCCAGAUAGAACUGCCUGGCGCUGCCCCGCAAGGAAACAUAAACAUCGAAGACAGUUGCAUGAUCGCUCUAACAGCACUACACUCGUAUUUAUAA